Thamnophis sirtalis is the source of this 2379-nucleotide messenger RNA. The record is from RefSeq and is a predicted model, not a curated record. NCBI's taxonomy places the organism in Eukaryota, Metazoa, Chordata, Lepidosauria, Squamata, Natricidae.
GGCGUGUUUGGUGAGAAGCCCGCGUUGCCUGAAUACAAAGUGGCUGCUGCUCGCAAGUCGCCAUUCAUCCUGCUGCAUUACGGUACCUUCAAGGCUGGCUGGGACGGACUGAUUCUCCUGGCCACGUUGUACGUGGCUGUCACAGUGCCCUACAGUGUCUGCUUCAAUGGCACCAAGGAUGAAAGGCUUCCAGAGACGUCUCGUGCGCCCCCCAGUGUCUGUGAUCUCUCUGUUGAAAUCCUUUUUAUCUUAGACAUUGUGUUGAAUUUUCGCACCACAUUUGUCAGCAAAUCGGGGCAGGUGGUCUUCGAUCCUCAUGCUAUAUUCCUACACUACCUGACCCGCUGGUUCGUGCUGGACCUCUUAGCAGCAUUACCCUUCGACCUUCUCUAUGCCUUCAAGGUCAAUGUGUACUUUGGGGCACACCUGCUGAAGACGGUGAGGCUGUUGCGGUUACUACGGCUGCUGCCCAACCUGGAUCGGUACUCCCAGUACAGCGCCGUGGUGCUUACCCUGCUCAUGACUGUCUUUGCCCUUCUGGCUCACUGGGUCGCCUGCGUCUGGUACUUCAUUGGCCAGCGGGAAGUGGAGAGCAGCCCCUCCCAGUUGCCCGGGAUAGGUUGGCUGCAGGAGCUGGCUCGACGCCUGGAGACUCCCUAUUACCUGGCUCAGAGGAACAGCAGUGGUGAAGAAGAACCUACCAACCAGACUUCCUCCCUGAACGGCACAACUUGGGAACUCUUAGGGGGACCCUCCUUGCGCAGUGCUUAUAUUACCUCCCUAUACUUUGCCCUCAGCAGCCUGACCAGCGUGGGCUUUGGCAACGUAUCGGCAAAUACUGACUCAGAGAAGAUUUUCUCCAUCUGCACCAUGCUGGUGGGGGGAGUCCUUAUACCAUCCCGGACAAAAGCAGCCUCCCUGCUCUCCCAAGGAAAGGGAAACUUUCUAACCCCGCUGCUGUGUCUUCCUUUUCGGCAGUUGCUGCAUAGCCUCCCGGAUGAGCUGCGUGCCGAUAUCGCCCUGCAUCUUCACAAGGAACUGCUCCAGCUGCCCAUCUUUGAGGGGGCAAGCCGUGGCUGCCGGCGUUCCCUUUCGCUCACCGUCCGGACUUCUUUCUGCACGCCGGGGGAAUACCUGAUCCGGCAGGGAGAUGCGCUCCAGGCUCUGUAUCUCAUCUGCUCAGGCUCAAUGGAGGUGCUGAAAGAUGGCACCGUGCUUGCCAUCCUAGGGAAGGGAGACUUGAUUGGUUGCCACAUCUCAUCCAAGGAACCGGGGGUCCAGGCCAAUGCAGACGUGCGGGGCCUCACCUACUGCGACCUGCAGUGCCUGAGCUUGCCUGGCCUGCUGGCUAGUCUGGAGCUCUACCCAGAAUUUGCCAGCAAAUUCCUCCGUGAACUUCCUUGUGAACUCAGCUACAACCUGGGUAGAGGCAGCGUCUUCCAGGUGAGCGGAGCAGGGCGGUCCUCAGGGGCCCACAGCCACCUGCCCUCACGGUCAGGAAUGCCACGCCACGUGGCCUCCGAAACAUCCUCACGCCCCACAGCAUUGCGGCUGCACAGCGUGCCCUGCAGCGGUCCCCCAGAUCUGAGCCCCAGAGUUGUAGAUGGAAUUGAGGAUGGGUCCAAUUCAGACAAACCUAUGUUCAAUUUCCGCCUUGGCCCAUCAGGACCAGAUUACAGCAGCCCUUCACCUGGUACAGAUAGCGGUCUGCUCACUAUCCCUCCCGAGUUAUCUGGUGCGGACACCAUUGAGAAACUGCGCCAAGCGGUGGCUGAGCUCUCCGGGCAAGUUCAGCAAAUGCGGGAAGGCCUGUACUCUCUGCGCCAGGCUGUCCAGCUCUUCCUUCUCUCCCAGACAUCGGCCCAACAGCGAGUUGAUCCUUCAGCCUGUGGGUCUUUCCCCCAUCCAGAUGCUCCGGCGACGCCCCUGCUGAGCCCCCUCCGGGUGGACACGGGACUCUCACCAGCUUUCUGCUCCCAUAGUGCACCGCCAGCCCCAUGCCCUAAUGGAGCCUGUGGCAAAGUUCAGUGGAUGUGGACCCCUCCAGCUGGGCAGAACUCACCCUGGCCUGGCACGUUUUGGACCCUGGGAUGCCAAGCAAGGGAUUCGGAGGCAGGAGUGCUUUCGCCCACUGGUAUUGGUCCCAAGGACCCAGGGAACAACACGCCGAUGCCAAAUCUGAGCCAAAGAGAGAGCUCUCUGCCCCAAGCUUGUUCCACUACAGAUCCAGCGUACCACAGGAGCUCUCCCGAAACCAAACCUUCUAGGACUCAAGACUGUGAUUCCUCUGGCCUUGAGAUGGUGCUGAUUGGUGCUGGGGAUGAUGGCUCUACCUGCAGUGGGCCCUGCUGGAUAGAGGAAGAAGGGACGGGGAUAUGA